Ogataea philodendri is the source of this 558-nucleotide messenger RNA. RefSeq lists its product as uncharacterized. The record is from RefSeq and is a predicted model, not a curated record. Lineage: Eukaryota; Fungi; Ascomycota; Pichiomycetes; Pichiales; Pichiaceae. Gene Ontology annotation, cellular component: mitochondrial intermembrane space. Bases 1 to 558 code for a protein of 185 amino acids. The transcript has a single exon.
AUGUGGACCAAGAAAGAAGCAAUGGAUUUAGAAAUAGCCCCGGAAAGAAACAUCCCCAUCCCGCCUGCUUCAUCGCAGGAGAUGUGCACGGGGUCGACGCGCUCAUUGAACGACUUUCUACGGAUCUCGCGAACGCUUAUCGACGACAAACUACGCACCAGACUCAAUAGCAUUUUAAACCAUCACGAGACGCAGUCGCGCGGGUCGAUUUUGCCGCGGUCGGAGUCUUGCCAGCAAUUUGUGGACGAGCUGCUGCUCCCACAAUGGAGAGCCAGAACAAGCCGCAUCCAAUUCUGUCUGAACCAUGCCAGUGAGCUGGUAAAGGAAGUGGAGACCAAAGAGGUGCAACUGGACGAGGAGGAACGAAACAGACUUACCAGAGUCGAUCCUUACGCAUUGAAAGACCUAACCAGAGACUUGAGAGAGAAAAGAGAGGUGGCAGAGCAGAUCCGAAAUCGAUACCAAAACGAACUGGAAAUUGAGGAAAUCAUCGAAGGAAGAAGCAAAAGCCUUAUCAAAGAUUUAUGUGGAGAAAACAUCCUGUUUUCUAAACAGUAA